AUGGAAUCCGAACUCGAUCGGUUCCUCGACGCCCCAGAAGAAUUCUACUACGAUUGCUUGCCGACCCGCCGUCAAUAUUCAGAUAAUCCCUCCGCCGCGAGUCUCCGGCGGGGAAUGUCGGCACCUCGCCGGAAUUCGAUUAUUUCCGAUAUAGAAACAGAGCCGUCUUCUUCUUCCUCAUCUGAUGGGUUUAAAGUCGUCGGGGAAUCGAGGUUGUAUGUGGAAAAAAGCGACGAACUUAAUGGGGAUUUCGAAGAUGGCGACGUAAUUGAAUCAACCAAUGACUUAAUUGAGAACGAUUCUGAUGCAAUUGAUUCUUUUGAGGAUCGAGACAAGGAUAUCGAUGUAACUGAUUCGGAUCGGGACCGGGUUGACCCGUUUCAGGAUGUGAAUCGCAUGAUUGGAGAUGAAACUGAAGAAUCUACAGUGACCAGCAUGAACCAUGAUCGAGAAGACGACUAUGCUUUAUCAGGAUCAACAGAUUGGUCUCUCCUUGGGUUUUUGGCUGGGUUAGUGAUCAAAGCAAUCGAAUUUCAAGUCAGUUUGAUGAUAAGCUUUGUCAAAUUUCCUGCAUUGUUUCUCUAUUUCUGCUCUCUCUUCGUUUUUGAUCCCUUUAGUGGAAUUAGGCUUGGAAGACGCUAUUUAACGACAAUAGUUGCAAGGAUAAGUGAUAAGAUCUUGGGAACUAUGGAUCCCUUUAAGUUGAAUUGGUUUAAAGAUACCAAACAAAUGUUGAAUGUUGCUUGCAAGUUUGGAUGGGGUUUGUUUUGGGCUUUUUAUGUAGGCAUUGUCUUGUUUGGCUUGUUGGUUUCUGCGCUUAUGCUUGGUGGUUUUGCGAUAAACCGUAUAGCCGAUAAGCCGUUCGUUGUCAAGGAGAUUUUGAAUUUCGAUUACACCAAGAACAGUCCGGAGGCAUAUGUGCCUAUAACCUCGUGUGCUGGUGUUUCUUGUGAGGGAAGUUGCAAGGAAAGUAAUGAAAUGUGGAAGAUUAGGGGCACGCGAGUGAUACCUCGAGACCAUAAGUUAGAGAUCACUCUUUCGAUGACGUUACCUGAGUCUGUGUACAAUAAAAAUCUCGGCAUGUUUCAGGUUCGGGUGGAUUUCUUAUCUGCGGAUGGUCAAACGCUUGCUAGUAUAAGGCGUCCGUGCAUGUUAAGAUUCAGAAGCGAGCCUAUACGUCUUGUUCAGACAUUCUUCAAGGUGGUUCCGUUAGUGACGGGAUACGUCUCAGAGAUCCAAACCUUGAGUUUGAAGUUGAAAGGCUUUGUAGAAAAGGAGAUUCCCACAGCUUGCUUAAAGAUAAUGAUCGAACAACGGGCAGAAUUUCGACCCGGAGCAGGUAUUCCAGAGCUGUACGACGCAUCCCUGGCGCUUGAAUCUGAUCUGCCUUUCUUAAAAAAAAUUAUAUGGAAAUGGCGGAAAACUUUGUUUGUCUGGAUAAGCAUGAGUCUGUUCGUUACGGAAUUGCUUUUCACGUUGGUUUGUUGCAGACCUCUGAUCAUCCCAAGAACACGACGUAGAGACAGACCCCCUUCAAACCCGAUGGGAAGUAGAUGA
Messenger RNA from Arabis nemorensis, 1557 nucleotides. Lineage: Eukaryota; Viridiplantae; Streptophyta; Magnoliopsida; Brassicales; Brassicaceae. The record is from the annotation of a GenBank genome assembly.